This is a messenger RNA of Dreissena polymorpha, 8148 nucleotides long. Its product is annotated as diacylglycerol lipase-alpha-like. The transcript is spliced from 19 exons. The record is from RefSeq and is a predicted model, not a curated record. Gene Ontology annotation, biological process: lipid metabolic process. The coding region runs from base 141 to 2192 and encodes 683 amino acids. Gene Ontology annotation, cellular component: dendrite membrane; postsynaptic membrane. NCBI's taxonomy places the organism in Eukaryota, Metazoa, Mollusca, Bivalvia, Myida, Dreissenidae.
AUUGUUACUGUGCUUAAGCUUUUUAUGCGUGGGCAAAGUAUGGAUUGUUUAGUGUAACAUGGCAAUUUUAUGAGCAACAUUGAAUUUGAACAUUUUUGGAAUCUUGUAAACUUAUGGAUUUUGAGAUUUGAGACCUCAGAAUGCCGGGCAUGGUUGCUUUUGGGCGUCGCUGGUCAACAGGAUCAGACGACUUGGUGGUACCUGCCCUGUUUCUGGCAGUCAUGCACUUGUGUUGGAUUAUUGCUUUCACAGUGAUUAUUGUUAAACACAACGAUGGUACCAAAGAUGCACAAGACAUUAUAUUGGGCUACAUUCUUAUAUUUUUACUUGGUGUCAUAUUGGAGUGUAUGGUAGCCUUUGUAAGCGUCCGAGGAAGCAUCCUGCAUACAGGGCCAAGAGAUAAUGUGCACUACCUUCUGUAUUGUCAUAUUGUUGUGAGCCUAGGAGAGCUGGGCUGGCUUGUGUUUGGGAUACGCUGGCUGGUGUUGCAUUUUGGGGGUCCUUUCAAGGUGGCCUUCUCUGCAAUCAUGGGGGUCAGCGUGUUCCAGGUGUGCUUGCUAUUCGUGCUGGUGCUGAUGCUGUGGUGCACAUACGACUCUGCAGGUAAGAAGUGGGUCCAGUUCACCCGGUAUGAGGCCAGCAUCAAGGAGAAGCGCCACUCACAGCACAGCAGGAAGAACUGGAGACACAGAAAAGCCAUGCGGGCGUAUGAAGAAAGCUGGGAUCGGCGCCUGGGAACCUACUGCUGUUGUGUGAAAACCAAUAACAAAAAUAGGACUUCCAUGUCAGAAAUAGCACACUUGUUCACCGAGUUCUUCAGAGACCUGGAUGUUGUUCCAUCUGACGUCAUAGCAGGGCUGGCUCUACUCAGACGCUUCCAAAAACAGCAAAUGUUCCUCACAAUUAAACAGGACUCAAACCCUAUUGAAAGGUACAUGUCAGGCAUACAGAUCACACCUAAUACAAAAUUUCUUCAGCUAGAUGACCCUAGUAACCUGCACCAGUUUCAACAGAUUACUCACUACAUGAGGUUUGCAAUGGGUGCCUAUGGCUGGCCACUGUACAUGAAGAUGAACACUGCCACAGGACUGUGUAGGGUGUUUCCAGACCUCAGAUGCUGUACAUGCAUGAGGGCCGAGCAGUCUGGCGAGGAUGCCCUAGUUCAGGACAACUGCUGCCAGUGUAAUGUGGCGGCCCUGAAACACAUGACCCAGCUGACUGACAAUGACCUUGUAUACGUCACCAACCAUGUGGAUAUUGGAGAAACACCAUUUUAUGUUGCCAUUGACCAGAAAUACAAGAAUGUGGUGAUUUGUGUACGAGGAACACUCUCUUUGCAGGAUGUGCUCACCGACCUGAAGGCAGAUGCAGAGUUAUUGCCCUUGGAAGAGGAACACCAGAACUGGGCUGCACAUAAGGGAAUGGUGCAGGCAGCAGUUUAUAUAAGAAACAAAGUAAACACUGAUGGAAUCUUGAAAAGAGCAUUUGAAAAAGCAGCACAGAAUACAAGAGAGGGAGAGGAGGAGUAUAAUCUGGUGGUGGUUGGCCACUCUCUGGGUGCGGGCACUGCAGCUAUAUUGGCUAUUCUACUCCAGCAGGAAUACAAGGGUCUCCACUGUUAUUCUUUCUCACCACCUGGAGGUCUCUUAAGCAAAGAGUGCAUGGAAGCAACCAAGUCCUUCAUAACAUCAAUUGUAUUGGGAAAAGAUGUCAUACCUAGGAUUGGACUUUAUCAACUGGAGCUGUUGACAGGUGACCUUGUGAAUGUUAUCAAAUGCUCAAAUGACACAAAGUGGAAGAUAAUUAUCCGGGCGCUUUGUUGUGGUACAAAGUCAGUUGGCAAGAUGACAUUAGAGGAGCUGCAGGAGAGUAUACAGAGGCAUGCCAGAGAGGUGAACACUUCAAGCACCAGUCCUGCAAUGUUUCCACCAGGAAGGAUAAUUCUUCUAGUUCGGAAGCACCACAUUUCUAAACGUGGUUGCUGUGGAAAAAAUGACCCCUCAUACCAGGCAUUGCUGGCGGAAAACAGUGACUUCCAGGAAGUGUUGGUCUCACCUACCAUGGUUACUGAUCACUUGCCUGACAAUGUGCUGGAAGCUCUUGAAAAGUGUCUAGAAAGUGUUGACACAACACAGCCGUCAUCCGCAGAGCAAACAAAACUGUGUGUAGAGACGGGGACCUCAUCUGCGUGAUAUAACUACUGUUUGGACUUCCAAAGCUUCUUCCAAGUCAACACUAUUGUGUUUGUUUUGCUGAGCUCGAGUCAGAAAUUAGUUUAGCAGAUCAAAUUGGAUUUAUACAAAGAGAUUACUGUAAUUGGUAUUUAUAGCUUUAUUAUUCACUGAAUACUCAAUGCUAAAAAUCUCACCCACUUGUUGGGGAUACCUUCAUCGUCUGCGUAAUGCUAUGGACUAGUAUGGUUCAGUUAAAUGUGUCAUUUCUCUAUAUCACUGUUUUCCUUACCAUGUUCCAUUAUCCUGACCUGAAAUUUAGCAAAAUAAUGAUUAUUUUUAGCGAGGCUGUUUUCGGAGAAAACCCCAGGUAUUGACAGCCUGCUUGCCGUCCGGCGUCGUGCUAAAACCUUUACAUUUGUUCUAAACCAAAGUGCUUCCACCUACAACUUUGAAACUUCAUAUGUAGAGGAAACCUUGAUGAGUUUUACACGCCACACCCAUUUUGGGUCACUAGUUCAAAGGUCAAAGUCACUGUGACCUCUAAAAAAAAAAAUAUCUGACAAGCUUUUGCAGCCGAGCGUGGCACCCGUUAUGCGGUGCUCUUGUUUAAUUCUAUAAUUCAGUUAAGUGUGCACCAUCCCUUUAUCACUGUUUCUUCUACAGGUCAUCAUUUGACUUCACACAAUAAUUUAUAGUGAUUGUGUGAGGUCACUUCUGUAGUCUUUCCCUGCAAUUUAGCUGCAGAAUGCCCAUAUGUGUACUCGAAUAUUCUGGUAAUAUAUUUAUGCAAUUACAAUUUACACUAUAUCUCUAAAGAUACUGAAUUAAAAUUUUACAUGAUAGUGUCUUAAUGAACAUUCACUGGCCAAAUCCUAGAACUGUGACCGGCAUUUUAGCAGUAUUAUGCAUCCUUUUGUGUUUAUAAAUGUCUGAAAUAUAGGUUAAGGUUUGCAUGGAAACAAUACUUAUGUUUGGGGAUAAUCAUGGGAGGUUACAAACUAAGGCCAUUCACUCACACCUUGAAAUAAACAGAGUUAUGCCCCAUGUGUACUUAGAAAAUUCAUAUAAACGUUUGUGUGCAAGAACUUCUGAACUGAUAUGUAAACUUAACAUGGGAUGCACUGUAGGCCAGUUGAGUCCAGGACAAGGUCACUUUUGCAUAAGAAGUUGAAAUGUAUUACAAAAAUGAGUUCAAUAGUUCCUAUAAGACAGAGAUAUUGUGCUGAAGUUUUUGUGAUGGAAGGAUACAUUCUAAUUGCGUGUGAGAUAGCAUCUGAGGUCAGUGGGGUAAAGGACACUGUUACUUACAACAGAAAAAAGAGUCUCCGCUCAAUAUCUUAGUUUGAACGGAGAUUUGUGCAUUUGCGUCACGUGGGAUCAAGGUCACUAUAACUAAAAAUAAAAAAUCAGUUUCUUGUCAUUAAAGUGUGUUUGUAUGGAGGUAUUGUGCUAUAUUUGUUCAGUAUUGAAUAAGGUGUCGUUUGGGGCAAGGUUGUUAUACCUAUAUAUAGACAAAAAGUUUCCGCCUAAUUAUCUCAACUUGAGGAAAUUAUUGUGCUGUAGGGUUCUGUGUAGGUAGCUUAUAUGCAAACUUUGCAUGCAAACUUAAUUAAAUUCAACCACAUUAACAGGUAACAUUUUGAAAACCUUAUUUCUUGGCAUAGUCACAUUUUGGUCAUUAUAAUAGGUAAUUGACAGUAAACAUACAUAAUACUGGAAAGAAUAUUUGUGUUUGCUCUUGUUAAUUAUUGUUUUUAACUGUCAGUGUAGAUCAUUGUCGGAACCCAAGUGCAAUCAGAUACGAUGUGUGUCUAAUACAUGUAAUGUAGGGACAACAUUAUAUAUAGCGUAGGUUCCAGCGAUAAACGUUUGUAUGCCUAUACUUGUUAGUGUUCUUAAACUUUAUAUAUUGGCUUACUGUGCAGGUAUUAAAUGUAAAUAUUAAGCGUAUUAUAAUAUUGAAGGUAUUUUAUUUAUUUAUAUUGGUGGUUUUUUGAGAGUAUUUAUAUAUAUUAAAUCUUCAUUGAGAUUAUUAGUUAAUAAAAUAUAGUAGAUUUGCUGUUUUAUUUUAAGUUUUAGGAGCAUGUCGCAUAUAUCCUUCUAGUAUUGUUAUUUUAUUUAGAUUUUUAGACAUAAAUACAUAAGAUAUUAACAUGUUUUGAAGCUUUUUAUGUUUUACCCGUGCAAAACAUUGUGUUUGGUGUUUAUCUAUUGUUAAUGUCCUUGAAAGAAGUUAUCGAAUUGUCUGUCCACUUUUGUCCGUCAGUCUGUCUAGCUUUUUGUGUGGAGAAUACUCAUGAAGUAUUGAGAGUAUUUAAAUGAAACAUGGUAAAUUCAUUGAGAUGAAUUGUAGAGAACAAGAAUUGGUAUUUUCGGAAUUAUUACACUUAGAGGCUUCUCUUCAUCCCCAAAAUAGAUCAUAAUACCUUUUUUCGGGCUACAACACUCAAUUUGGAAUGGUCAGUUUUCCAUAUAUUGCUGUAUCUAAUUGUGAUGGACUAGCUUCUCUGGUACUUUUCUUCCCAAUGGAAUCACAAAGUUCACUGCAGGUACUUCAGCUGUCACCAGAAACGGACUAUUCAAAGCUAGCUCGCACCAACCUUUCGCGUUUAAUGUAGCACCACAAAAAUAUCACUCCGUUCAUACAUAUGGAAGUAAAGGCACAAGUCAAACAUUUGUAUGCCCCCCUUCGAAGAAGAGGGGGUAUAUUGUUUUGCUGGAUGUCGGUCUGUCGGUAGACCAGUUCGUUUCCGAUCAAUAACUUGUAAACAAAUCGACUGAUUGGCUUGAUACUUCACAUGUGCAUUGGUCUUUGACAGUAGAUGACCCCUAUUGGAAUUGGGGUCAAUAGGUCAAAGGUCAAGGUCACUGUCACAAGAAGUGUGAAAAUUGUUUCUGAUCAACGAAUUUACCGAUUGGCUUGAUACUUUGCAUGUGCAUUGGCCUUAUACAGUAGAUGACCCCUAUUGAAAUUGGGGUCAUUGGUCAAAGGUCAAGGUCACUAUCACAAUAAGUGUAAAAUUGUUUCCAAUCAAGAACUCAUCAACCAAUUGACCGAUUGGCUUGAUACUUUCCAUGUGCAUUGGCCUUGGACAGUAGAUGACCCCUAUUGAAAUUUGAGUCACUAUGUCAAAGCCCUGUUUGGGGGGCAUAUGUCUCCGACCGCGAAACUCUUGUUUUACUUCGAUUGGGGUUGGCGGCCCAUAGUUUUAUUGCAACCCCAUUUGCUAUAGGAUUGCGUUUGCUAAUAAAUUUGAUGGGUUCCCUUCUGUAUCGUGUUUGGCUUUAACAUAACCAAACAUGCCAUCUUCUGCUAGUCGCAUCUCCCAGCCAAGCAGUUAUCACGUUCGGCAAUACAAGUUUUAAUUUAAAAACAGUCUCUCUGUAUGAUCCAAUCAAGCAAUCUAGGUACAGAUCCCAUCUUUCUCUUUGUCAGUGAGAAAGUGCUCUUAACAUCUUCAUUAGGGAUCGGGCUCUUUAAACCUAUCAGCCUGGUCAUUUCCCCGAUGAUUUGGAAGACGACUGGGUCUUUUUAAGGUCAUAAGAACACACCAAUCUUAGCUCAUCUGGCUCUCAGAUGCUGUCCGUUGGCCAUGUUUAUAUUACCAGGGGUAAACCCCACCCCGUAGAAACUGGCGAUAACAGGAAUAUUUGUUCAUAUAUAAAUCUUUGCACUUAUCUUCGUUUUUUUAUUAUACCCCCGGUAGGGUGGCAUACAGAAGUUGAACUGUCUUUCUGUCAGUCCGUCCGUCCGUCCGAAAACUUUAACAUUGGCCAUAACUUUUGCAAUAUUGAAAAUACCAACUUGAUAUUUGGCAUGCAUGUUUAUCUUAUUGAGCUGCGCAUUUUGAGUGGUGAAAGGGCAAGGUCAAGAUCAACCUUUAAGGUCAAAGGUCAAAAAAAAAUCCAAGGUGAGGAACAAGCUUUAAAGGGAGAUACUUUCUAUUUAUCAUUUGGCAGGUUCAGAUCUUUUUUUACAAGGGAAGUAAUAUUUUUUAAAGGGAUAUAAUAAUAAAAAUAUUUCAUUCAAAGCGGCGCAGUAGAGGGCAUUGUGUUUCUGACAAACACAUCUCUUGUUACACUUCAUGUGGUAUUCAGAUCCCUAUAGAGUGCAUAUUUGCAUUCGUGUCAGAUCGUUCUGGUCCUAACAGUUUUAAGGGGGGGGGGGGGGGGGGGGGGCUGGGCUAUUAUUUGUAAGUCAUUUUCCUUUCGUUCACUUCCAGUGGGUUUUCAUGGAGUAAUGGCACCUUUAAUAAAUGGGUUUUUGACCACACAACUAAACCCAAAUAUUAACAAAUCAUGUGGGAGCAUCCAUCCGUUUCAAUGAUAUUCUUGUGUUUCUUGUGUGGAGCAAGUAUUAAUAUUCAAGUGUACGUUUUCAAAUGAAUCUUCAUAUGAUCAUAGUUUGUCUUCAUCAUUAAAAGGUAAAUAUUCUUCAUUAAUAUUUCAUUUAGCAAGAGUUAAUUUCAUAGGUAUUGAUGGGGUUAAAAUAAAACUUUGUUUAUUUAGAGGAAGUGUUAAUGUCAAAUACCAUAAUUUUUUUUUUUAUAUUGAUAUAUAUAUGACCCAUUGUUUAAUUCUUUUCGUGCAAAGCAUAUUUGUUAGUAUGAACUGUAAUGAUAUUAAAAUUCAUAUAUCAAUAAAGGACAUUGCGAUUUCUGUGUUUUCAAAAAAAAAAAUUAAACAUCUGUUUUCCCCAUUUCUUGAAAUCACGUUUUCACUUGUGAUCCAAAAUGAUACUUAGGGGGCAUUAGGUGCCUAGGGUGACAACACUUGCUUAAUUACGUUAUGUUUAAACUAUUUGUUUACAUAAUUAGUUGGAUGUUAAAUGUAUGUGCAAUAUGAUUUGAAACUGUUGAAUUAGAUCCUUAAUAAACUGUUAUGUUAAAGUCAACAUGUGCUGCCGAGUUGUAAUUUUAACCUUAGCACAUUUAUAUAUUAGCAAUCAUGUUCUCCAACAAUAUGCAUUUUUAUGCUCCCAGUAGAAUGGCAUAUAGCAGUUGAACUGUCCGUCAGUCAGUAUGUCAGUAUGUGUGUACAUCCGUCCGUCCGUCCGAAAAAAAACUUUAACAAUGGCUAUAACUUUUGCAUUAUUGAGAUAGAAACUUGAUAUUUGGCAUGCGUGUGUACCUCAUGGAGCUGAACAUUUUGAGUGGUGAAAGGUGAAGGUCAAGGUCAUCCUUCAAGGUCAAAUGUCAAAUAUAUGGCUUCUGUCCGUCCGAAAACUUUAACACUGGCCAUAACUUUUUCAAUAUUGAAGAUAGCAACUUGAUAUUUGGCAUGCAUGUGCAUCUCAUGGAGCUGAACAUUUUGAGUGGUGAAAGGUGAAGGCGAAGGUCAUCCUUCAAGGUCAAAUGUCUUAUUUAUGGCGUCUGUCCGUCCGUCCAAAAACUUUAACAUUGGCCAGUACUUUUUCACUAUUAAAGAUAGCAACUUGAUAUUUGGCAUGCAUGUGUAUCUCAUGGAGCUGAACAUUUUGAGUGGCAAAAGGUGAAGGUCAAGGUCAUUCUUCAAGGUCAAAUGUCAAAUAUAUGGCGUCUGUCCGUCAGAAAACUUUAACAUCGGCCAUAACUUUUUCAAUAUUGAAGAUAGCAACUUGAUAUUUGUCAUGCUUGUGUAUCUCAUGAAGCUGCACAUUUUUAGUGGUGGAAGUUCAAGGUCAAGGUAAUCCUUCAAGGUCAAAGGUCAAAAAAAUAUAUUCAAAGCGGCGUUCUCAUGAAGCUGCGUAUUUUGAGUGGUGGAAGUUUAAGGUCAAGGUCAUCCUUCAUGGUCAAAGGUCAAUAAAAAAAUAUAUAAUUUCAAAGCGGAGUUCUCAUGAAGCUUCAUAUUUUGAGUGGUGAAAGUUCAAGGUCAAGGUCAUCCUUCAAGGCCAAAGGUAAAAAAAAAUAAAAAAACAUUCAAAGCAGCGCAAAAGGGGGCAUUGUGUUUCUGACGAACACAUCUCUUGUUUUAUAUAAAAACGAUUGUAUAACAA